UCACGACGUUCGGCGCGUCAACAAAACCAUGUUGCUAAAGAGAGACUAAAGGAAGAGGUACGGAUUGCAAGAUUCUUCCGAAUAGUUGUCCGCACUGAAAUGAACGGCCAAGCAGACGUCGAAGUCGACUACAAGCGAAAAUACAAGAACCUCAAACGAAAGUUGAAAUUUUUGGUUUAUGAACACGAAUGCUUCCAAGAGGAGUUGAGGAGGGCACAGAGAAAACUGCUCAAAGUGUCCAGGGACAAAAGCUUCCUUCUGGACCGACUGCUUCCCUACGAGAGGGUGGAUGAAGACUCCUCAGAUUCCGACGCGACCGUGUCCUCGGACUACAGCGAGGGAGAAGUACUCCGGGAGAGGGAACGAGAACGGGAUGGAGCCAAGAAGCGAAGAAGUAGCCCGGGCACGUGUCUACCGUCAUCACCCUCGCCUCAUCUCUCCCUGCUAUCUCGUCCGGGCGUACACACGUUGCAGUCCUCCGCCUCCGGCGCUUACCUCAACACUAUGCCCUUCCCACCAGAGUAUUUGGCUCCCCCUGCUGAUCGAGUGAAGAAAGAGCGGAAAACAAAGGCGCCCAAAAACAAGAGAGAUCCAGCCGGGAAGGUGGUGGCGCCCAUGACCGCCAAUUACCCAUCGGGCCCGGCUGCGGCUUCGACGGCCAGUGGCCCCUUCAGCUGGGUCCCCCGACAGAUGCUCAGUGGGGAUGCCGCCGAGGAUGAUGGCGAGAGCGACAUCGACAGCGAGCGAGGAGACGAAGACCGAGGCGAGGGUGACGAGGCCGAGCUAGUCAUUGACAUCCCUAAUGAGUGAGCUUGUCUGCGUGCGUGUGUGUAUGUGUGAGCGAAUAUACUGUGUAGGUGUAAAUACAGUCAUCCCCAGCCAUUUGCGGGAUGGGGAUUGAGCACCGCCGCCAUUAAUGAAGACUUGAACAUUUUCCGUUACAACUUGGCUAAACUUCGCUCCUGCAGGUACAUUAGUGGCUAUAUCAAUCAAUCAUUGUUUGAACACAAAUAUUGGAGUGACAAAUAAUGUAAAAAAAAAAAAAUACUCAGGCAUACAUUAUUUAUCUUCUGCAAA
This is a messenger RNA of Hippocampus comes (tiger tail seahorse), 1077 nucleotides long. It is a transcript of the gene ino80e, whose product is annotated as INO80 complex subunit E. Gene Ontology annotation, cellular component: Ino80 complex; nucleus. Gene Ontology annotation, biological process: chromatin remodeling. The record is from RefSeq and is a predicted model, not a curated record. The coding region runs from base 100 to 810 and encodes 236 amino acids. The transcript is spliced from 8 exons. NCBI's taxonomy places the organism in Eukaryota, Metazoa, Chordata, Actinopteri, Syngnathiformes, Syngnathidae.